This is a messenger RNA of Sabethes cyaneus, 1194 nucleotides long. RefSeq names its product peptide methionine sulfoxide reductase-like. The transcript is spliced from 3 exons. The coding region runs from base 424 to 1083 and encodes 219 amino acids. Gene Ontology annotation, molecular function: peptide-methionine (S)-S-oxide reductase activity. The record is from RefSeq and is a predicted model, not a curated record. Lineage: Eukaryota; Metazoa; Arthropoda; Insecta; Diptera; Culicidae.
GUUUUGAUUUGCUCUCUCAUUGCGGCAUAUUUUUCGUUGCCGUACUCUCUCGCAUACAAGAACACGUGCUCUUCAAAGUCUACUCAUGUGUGAAACGAUGUAAAUGUGUUGAUUUGACCUAAUGCAGCAAUGCAAUUUGAGCGCUUUUAUGCUCCAGGUCACACUACAAAAAAUUAAUUUGAUAACUAAAUUUCCUGAAGUAUUCUUGAGCUACUUAGUACAAUCUACAAUUGAUUUUAAAUUUCGAAAAACAUCUCCCUCUCAUAAUGUACCAACACUUAAUCAGUCAACUAACACUAAGCCACCAUCAGCUUUAUUUUUGAGAAGGUUAGUGAACGGGGAAACUGUCAAUUAGUUAUUUUGUGUUUCAUUCAAGUUAGGCGUAUUUUUCUUUGUUUUUUUUUUCAAACAUUCAUAAAAAGUAUGGCACAACCGUUGCAUCAUGUGGAUAGAGCCUUUGAAAAGGCAACUUUCGGUAUGGGUUGUUACUGGGGGGCCGAUUCUCUAUUUGGAGUUAAACAUGGAGUGUUGCGAACCUGCGUCGGUUAUGCCGCAGGAACCACUGAGGCUCCGAAAAGCAAACAAUUAGGCGAUCAUGUUGAAGUGAUUGAGAUUCAGUACGAUCCCACCGAGAUUACUUAUUCGGAGUUGCUGGAGAUGUUCUGGAAGAAUCAUGAGUACCGAUCUUCUGCUCGACUGAAACGAGAGUACAUGACUCUGAUAAUGUAUCACAAUGAGGAUCAACGUCGACUGGCAGAAGCCAGUAAGGCCAAGCAGCAAACAGAAGAAGGAAAUGAGCUGAUCGCAACGGAGAUCGUUCCGGAAGGUCCACUGUACCCAGCAGAAAGUCGCAAUCAAAAGUAUCGUUUGCAAGGUCACGUUGAUUUGGUUGAAGAACUCAGAUUAACACCGGAACUAUUGAAGACAUCGCACGUAGCAGCUCGACUCAACGGUUAUCUAGCUGGACUUGGAGGAUUGAAACAGUUUCAACAGGAAUCAGAUAAAUUGGGACUGUCGGAAAAACAAGUUCAAUAUGUUAGAAACUUUCUGAUCCAAAAUGAAGGAGCAGGUCUGUCGUGCUAAACAAGAUCUCGUGAAUAUAUCAAAGAAUCUGUCAUUAUGUUUGCAAUUGUGAACCGGGGUUAACUUCAUCAAUAAAGAUUGUAUGUUUUCUAGGAAAUCAAGAUCCAGUGG